UGGCGUGUCUAAGCACCAAAAAGUCAACACAUCGCGCUGGCGUUGUUCUAGGAUGACAACUUACUGUACGAGCAACGAACUUCGCUAGCGCUGUCACUAGCGCCACCCAUGACGCUUCCGUCUCGGUCACGGUGGAACCAAACUCUCUUCACCUUCUUGUCUCGCUGAUACCCCAGCGACGGACGUGAUCAACGACCGCCAAUCUUUAGCUACACCCACAUCAUUGAAUGGGGUUGCGUCUCCACGCAAGUCUACACACAUUCGUGCAAUACAAUGGAAAGAACGUCCCGGAGUUCGCAGAAAGAGCGCAAUAGGCUGAGGUAAAGAUGUUCGUCCGACUCAGGUGGGCAUUUUAGUUCACGAGCGCGUCGUGAGGUUAUCUGGGUUCUUUAUGCGCUCGAUUAUCCAAAGCCCAAACUUGCUUGCAGGCUGCGGUCAUAGCCAUGCGGCUGCGCGAACGCACCAUGGUCUCACCAGCCUCUACUACGAUGCCUUUGCGGCCAGGACCACCGAUAACGUACAUAUCGCGUAUGCAGAUCGAGCAGAGAGAUGCGUAUCAGGGUUCAUCUGGUGAUGCACAAUUGGGUUGCGUGAGGCUAGAACUCACCUUUGCAUGCAGCCCAUCUGCAAACCCCUCUCUUACAUGUUAUCAGCCGAGCUAUGCUGCAGAAGACAUACUGCUGACAGACAUAUUGCAAUAUUGCUGCGGCUGUGCUAUGGAUACUUAUCCCAACUUCGAGGAGCCCACCUGCAGGUUACACUUGACCGAUUCUCCUCUGCGCAAGAUGCAAUCAAUCGAGAUGGAGUCACCACGCGACUCGAUGGUGAGCCAUCGCUCAAACCAAUCCACAGCUUUCGAUCUUUCAGCUCCACCUAGUCCGAAAGACAAGCUGGGUGGGCAUGGGGAGCGAAGAGCAUUCUCGGAGGUUGCAGCCUCAAAACCACAAAGUGCAUUGACUGAGGAUACUCCAAAUCCAGGACCCCUUGCCGAACAGACACAGCCCGCGCAUGAUCGACCCGGCUGGCCACGUCUUGCGGAGGUCAUGUCGCAGGUACCGGAGUUCGCAGCUUUCCCACGCUUUCGAGAACUAAACGUUAAAAACCUCCUUUACUACCAAGUUGAGCUGGAGCUUUUGCGUCAGCAGAUUGAGAGAGAGGAGGAGGAGGAAAUGCUCAAUGUUGAACGUUACGAUAGGAUCGUGAAGGGAGCCAGCACCGAAUACCAUAAGCUACUCAUCAAGCUGAGAAUCUUAUUAAGAGAGUACAAUGAGGCACUUCUGCAACUAUCACAAGUUUCUGCACUCUCAGAUCCUGAAGAAUACAACAUGCGGUCUCUUCGAAACUGGCUUUCUGAUGCCAAAGGCGGCGAUGGCGCCAUUCGGGACGUGAACGGCACAGUGGAGACUUAUGGCGACAGAGAUGACAUUCACCACACAAGUGAUUACCGUACGGUCCUCAGUGCUUUGCUAUGGGCGAAACCACCACCAAAGGGAGACUUUGACCUCGUAGUCACCCACCCAGAAGCCAAGAUUGAUGGGCUUACCAAGUGGACGGUAUACUAUCUGUACCCUUACUGGUGGUCGAUCAGAGAUCGCUGGCGGGGAAAAUUUGACGAAGAAGCACAGCGCAGAAAACUGAAUGAUAAGAAACAUCCAGAGGAACGUAACACAGUGGAGCGAAAAUCAGAAGGCGCCGCACUGCGCUUGACUUCAAGUUUGUCGACUAUUGUCGCCUGCUUGAUCCCUGUCGUCGCCAUCGUGGUGCUGAAGCAGCUCUCUCGCACCCGCGACCUUUUACUCUGUAUUACUGGCUUCGCGAUAUUCUUCGCUGCAGGUCUUAUCUUCCUUACUCAAGGGACGAGCUCAAGAACGGAGAUCUUUGCUGCCACUGCUGCAUUUUCAGCUGUGAUGGUUGUCUUCAUAUCACAGCCAAUCAUCCAGGUACCGCUGGGUAGCGAGGUCUGAAAGUAAGGUGAAUGUAAGACUGCAUCGCCAGAGCCAUCGUGUCGGAAUCUUCACGUCGCUUGACAUCCCGAUACCCCGCUGCGACCGAUAUCUACCUCCAGGACCCUCAUUUCACAUGGUCAGAAACUUCAGGUUGCAAUUGAAUGUAAGCACCAGCGGUAACUGUAGGAGCACAUAGUCAUCUAGCAAAGCUGAAAGGAUGUUAGAAGUACUUCAACCCACGUGUAGCAGAUAUAUAAUCUUUCAAUCAUGAAGCCAAGCAUUUAAGUCGCCUUGAGCAGUCAAACCCCCAUAGGAUCCCUCGUGGGCCUCCAGGCUACGACAUCGGGCGCGGAAGAUUGCUACAAUGGAUUUUUGCCCCUGACAAGUCUGUUGUUGUGUGCUGCAGGUCCCUCACCUACCAACCAAGACGCGGUAACCUCAC
Molecule: messenger RNA, 2388 nt
Organism: Macroventuria anomochaeta
Lineage: Eukaryota; Fungi; Ascomycota; Dothideomycetes; Pleosporales; Didymellaceae
Exons: 3
Coding region: 444-1964 (506 amino acids)
Source: RefSeq, a predicted model, not a curated record